Myzus persicae (green peach aphid) is the source of this 2992-nucleotide messenger RNA. RefSeq lists its product as uncharacterized. The coding region runs from base 120 to 1673 and encodes 517 amino acids. NCBI's taxonomy places the organism in Eukaryota, Metazoa, Arthropoda, Insecta, Hemiptera, Aphididae. The transcript is spliced from 12 exons. The record is from RefSeq and is a predicted model, not a curated record.
UAUUUAUUCGUAUUCUUCAAUAUUCUUAUCAAGAAACUGAUUCUUAUCAAAAAGCUUUAAAGCUUUAAAUUAAAGACAGUUAAAGUUCAAAGUUUAAAGUUUACUUAUAUUUAAAAAAAAUGGCUUUCAAUGGUAUUGAUGCUCUACUCGACCACGAUUACUUACUAAAUAAUGAAGAAUAUGUAGAGCUAAUGGAUUUAGAUAUUUUUGAAGAAGAGGAGGAAGAGGAAGGUGUUAUUGAAGAAGUUGAGGAACAAGGUGUUAUUGAUGAAGAGGAUGAACAAGAUGAAAAUGAAGAUAACAAUGGUCAACUGGCAAUUAUCCAGCGUCAGCGAGCUGACACAUUUAUAGUUUUACCUGGUGUUAGGUUAAAUUCUAUUGUAAUUAUGGAUAACCUGAAUUAUAAAUAUUACAAAAAUGGUGCGAGAAACAAUAAAACAUAUUUGGUUUGUGAAAAUCAAAAAAAUGUUGCUGCACAUUGUCCAUCAACGGCUUGGGUCAGGACUACCGAUAUACCAAAAGGAAAUGGUGAUAUAAUUGUUCGGGUUCAACACAACCAUUUACCUCCAAAAGUUGACGUUCCAAUGGUGCACUUAAGAAGGUCAAUUGGUCUGGCUGGAACAAGUACCGGCAAUUUGGCUACUUCCAUUAGACAAAUUUAUAACCGGGAAGUUGUGUUAAAUCCAGAAGGUGCAAAAAACUACACGCAUUUACAAUCCCGGGUUUGUCUAAAUAAAAUGCGACGACGUCGUCGUCCAAAAAAUCCAACUACUAUUGAUCAUCUAGCAGAUAUCUUAAAUGAACCAACCACACCAACUUCAUAUACUUCCACCUUGCAGCGCCCUUCUUCAAGAUUUUUUCAGCAUGGUUAUCCAUUAAUAGUAGAUAGAGAACGAGUUGGUGUGGUAUUUGCUAAUACAGAUGCAAUAGAAAAGUGUAGAGGAGAACUACUCCAAUCGAUUACUAUAGCAGGAGUAGAUGGGACUUUCAAAACAGUACCAAGGAAUCCUCCUGAUUUACAAAAAGGCUGCCUGCUGACUUUUCAUAUAGUUUUCAGAAAUGUGUCUUUUCCAAUGGUAUAUGCAUUGACUGUAAGAAUGACACAGUCCACAUAUGAGGCUUUCUUUAGAGUUGUAAGACAGAUUUUACCUCUGAAUUACAAUCAAUUAACCAUCAUAACAGACUAUGAAAGAGGUUUGAUGAAUGCAGUAAGGAUUGUUUUUCCUCAUAUAAAGCUACAGGGGUGUUGGUUCCAUUUCUGCCAAUCUGUUAUCCGGUACUGCAAAAGAAGUAUGAACAGUCUAUUCCAUCUAUUUCAGACAAGUGUUGAGGCUGCAACAGUUUUACGCAUGGUGUUAGCUCUACCUCAUCUUCCUGCUGAACCCCAAAUGAAUUGCAGUUUCACAAUGUUUGAUGGUUUUCGAAUAAUUGUAGAUUAUGUUAACCAACAACCAGCAAUUCGCGAACGCUUACAAGCAUUUUUAUUUGGCUACAUACAAGAUUUUUGGUUAACACAAAUAACUGCUGCAAACAUAAGUGUCUUUGGGUCAGAAGUUCGAACUAACAAUUAUGUCGAGUCUUUUCAUGCCACACUGAAGACGCAGAUUGGAAAACAUCCGAAUAUCUGGGAUUUCAUGCGUAUAUUUAAUUUGAUUAUAUAUUCAUGUUUGUGAAUAUUUUUCUAUUGAUUUGUUUGUAUUAUGAUGUAUUUAUGUGUUUCUAUAGUAUAAGUAAGUAUAUCAAACAGGUAAUGUUAUUCAGUGUCUAUCAAGACUUGUGAAUGCGUUGUUAAUGAAUUUAGAUAUAUGUAAAUGGGUAUCAACAAUUUGCAGACUCAGAGUAAGUAUAUUAAACAUUGUGUUUGUGUGGUUACAAGAAUAUUUAAUAUGCAUUUGUGUAGGUGCUUAACAUAUUAAAAAUUGAUGUUUAUGACUUAUUUUCAAAUUAGUUCAUAUACUAUUAUAAUAUAUAAUAAUAUUAUGAUGAAUAUUUUUUUUUUCAUAUGGUGCUUGUCUGGGAGUGGCCUAAUUUGGACACAUGUUUGGCAGAAUUUGUGUUUUGGUAUAAUUACCAUCUAGCUAAUAAUGUAUUUAGAUUAUUUGUAUUAAUUGAAGAGACUUACUGUUAUUAUAGAGAAACUAUUGAUAGUUGAGAACCAAUAUUAUUUGGAAAUGGAUCAAGUUCGCAGGCAUCUCCAGAUCAGAUCUCAUCUAUCUCAGGUAGAUAGAGCAGAAGUCACUAGCGCAAUAAGGAACUAUGUUAACAUACUCAACCAAACAAGAGAUUUAUCUAUGUUUUUGCGAAGAGAAGGCCAUCUUAUGGAUGGUUAUUAUCGAAAACAAGUUCGACCUCAACCAUUGGAUCACGAACGGUGAUGAAUGUGCUGAAAGCCACUCGCCAGUAACUUUAUUAUAGUAACCCCUUUUAUUAUUAUAACUUUUAUAUGAAAUGACUUAGGUAUAAACAAUUAUAUUUAUGCAACUUUUAUACUUGUAAAUAACUAAUUUAUACAGCUUGUAUAAAUAAUGACUUAAAAACAAUUUAUUUAAAUAACUUUUAUACAAACUUAUUUUUAACUCAACAAACGUGAGUGGGAUACUGAGUAAAUAGAUAUAAGAUUUUUUUUUAUUGUUUGUUACUUACUAUAUUUAUAUAAAGAAUUAAAUACUACUUGUAUAAUACCAUUGUAAAAGAAAAACGAUUUUGAGCGAAGAGUCAGUCAGCUGAUGAUAUUACUAAGUACAUUUGAUAUUAUUGUGAAUAAAGUAACUUAUAUACUACCUAAUUUACGUGGGUAGUCAAUAGGUAUUACCCGAGUAACAAUUAAGGUUGUGUCUUCAUAAUCGUCUUCUAUUAUGUUAUUAUUUGUUGUUUCUUUAAGAUUGUCAUCAAGAUUAUUUGUAUUUAAACCACUUUCAAGUGAGUCGAUUGUGUCUGAUACAUAAUCAAACGAUUUGUUAGAAGUUGAAACAAUUAAAUUAUUUUGUUCUAC